AUGGUGAACCGCCAGAAUCCUCGUCGUCGUUUACGUCGCCGCCUCAUAGAAAACAAGAGAGCAAAAGAUGUUAUCAGCUCUUUACCUGAUGAUAUCCUCCUACAUAUCCUCUCCUUCACUCCGACCAAAUUCGCCAUCAGAACUUCCCUUUUGUCAAAACGAUGGCGGUAUAUAUGGUGCGAUACACCUUCUCUCUACUUUGAUAACUGUACACAACGACCUGCUUCUAUUAUAGAAACCCAAAUGCACUACAGAGCUCCCAAGGUGAACCAUUUUCGUCUUAAAACCAACUUGCAGAACAAAGUUAACUUUAUCAAGAGUUGGGUCAAAUACGCCAUGUCCCCCUCUUCUAAUAUGGUCCAUGGAUGCUCGGUAUCUUGGCCAUCAUUGAAAAAGUUGUCCUUGCGUUGGUGUGGAUUCCCUAAUGAAUCCAUUGCCAAGCUUUUAUCUGGUUGCCCGAAUCUUGAAUGUUUAACGUUGUACUGCUGCAAGGGACUUGGGUUCCUUGAUCUCAGCAAAAAUUUUCACUUGAGAACAUUAGAAAUAAACAGCCACGUUGAGAGUUCGACGAAUAUUGUGGCACCACAUAUCCAUUGUCUCAGAUUGAUAAACUCUCAGUUACCAUGUACUUUAGUUAAUGUCUCUUCUCUAACGGAAGCGAAACUGGACAUUUGUAUUAGAUCAAGAGAUAGGAUCUUCAAGGAUGAUUUUCUUCAAGCAAUGGUUCUAGGGAUGCUGGACAAAUUACAACAUGUGGAGAAGCUAACUUUUGGUGGAAACUUUCUUCAGAUUUUAUCUCUUGCUGAGGUUCGUGGUGUUCAUUUCCCGAUGUUAGAGGUCAAAACUUUGAUUCUUGAGACAGUAAUCUUUCAGUGUGUUGUUCCUGGUAUAGAAAGAUUAUUACAAAACUCACCUGAUUUAAAGAAGUUAAUGACCGAACUACUAGCCGGAUCAGGUUCAUGGCGAAACAUGGGAAAGCCAUUUGGAAAGCAGUCCCUUGCAUUGUUUAGAGUGCUGGUGAGCAAGCAGAAUGUCCCGAAUUGUUCUGUCGAGAACCCGAAAUAA
Camelina sativa (false flax) is the source of this 1065-nucleotide messenger RNA. Lineage: Eukaryota; Viridiplantae; Streptophyta; Magnoliopsida; Brassicales; Brassicaceae. The record is from RefSeq and is a predicted model, not a curated record.